AUGACGAAGAAAGCUCGCCCAACCUCUACAAAAGCUUCGACAAAUGAACAGCCGCUCAACGCAACGUUCCCUGCCUUGUCCCAUAAGCAUAACAUACCUUGUCGUGUCCUUCUGGAAGACCAGAUCUUGGUGCUUGAUAAUGUCUUCACUCCUGAAGAGUGCUCGCAAUUUGUCAGAUUUAUUGACAAGCAGCCCCUUCAGCUCACACCUCCCAAGAAGAAGGGAGAGGCUGAUAGAGUAAACCAUCGUCUUUCUAUCACCUCGGUCGCCUUCGCACAACAUCUGUUCGCUCUGUUGAGCCCGCAUCUACUAGCCUUUCCAUACCCGGCGUCUCAAAAGCGUCUCAACUCCCUAUCUCGACCUGCGCAUUCACUCAACUCCAAUAUCCGUCUCUACAAGUAUACGCCAAACCAACAUUUCGGUCAGCAUUAUGAUGACUGGGUCCGAGAUACAGAGACAGGAGCCAAGUCUGAGUGGACCUUGUUGAUUUACCUGACAGGGGCAGAAGAUGGCGUGGAAGGUGGUGAAACGAUCUUCUAUCCGAGCUCCAAGUCAUCUGACGCAAUCGUCGUCCCCUUGACUCGAGGCACUGUUCUUCUUCACCGACAUGGGCACGAGUGCCUUCUACACGAAGGCUCUGAAGUUCGUAGAGGGACAAAAUAUGUUCUUCGUUCAGACGUUAUGUUUAUGAACUGA
Molecule: messenger RNA, 696 nt
Organism: Heterobasidion irregulare TC 32-1
Lineage: Eukaryota; Fungi; Basidiomycota; Agaricomycetes; Russulales; Bondarzewiaceae
Exons: 5
Coding region: 1-696 (231 amino acids)
Biological process (GO): peptidyl-proline hydroxylation to 4-hydroxy-L-proline
Cellular component (GO): endoplasmic reticulum
Molecular function (GO): iron ion binding; L-ascorbic acid binding; procollagen-proline 4-dioxygenase activity
Source: RefSeq, a predicted model, not a curated record